Molecule: messenger RNA, 4552 nt
Organism: Scophthalmus maximus (turbot)
Lineage: Eukaryota; Metazoa; Chordata; Actinopteri; Pleuronectiformes; Scophthalmidae
Gene: lpgat1
Product: lysophosphatidylglycerol acyltransferase 1
Exons: 8
Coding region: 667-1785 (372 amino acids)
Cellular component (GO): endomembrane system
Molecular function (GO): acyltransferase activity
Source: RefSeq, a predicted model, not a curated record
UUCCGUUCUCACCGUGUUGAUCUUUUGUGUACAUUGACGCGGUGUCGGGCUCCGGAGGAAGAUAACGGAUGCCGCCGCCGCCGCCAGCCGAGAAACGGACAAUCGCCGCCCCUCGUAUCUGAUGUACCUAUGUGGUUUACACUCCGUGUACCGUUUCUCUAAACUAGCAGGAUCCGAGGGCCCCGGGCCCGACGCGCCUCUCGCUCGUACCCGUUAAUGGGAGCUCGGUGCAGCAAGCUAACCUGACGACGACGACUACGACGACGACGAUGAUGAUGAUGCCUCAGUGGAUUUAUCCCGGUGUCUCCGACUGAGAUGGAGCCAGUGACGUUCGAGCGGAGCUGCCCGCUAGCUAGCUAGCUAGCGAGCUAACGGUGCCCGCGUCGGGAUUCGCCGUGCCCCCCCCCCUCCCAGCAGCCCUGGAUAACGUUAGCUAGAUGGGUGCAGCCGCGGUCCGACCACACGGGAUUUGUUGUAACAGUAGCGGACGUCUCCAGCGCGGGUUCCACAGCAAAGGGGACCAUGUCAACUAGCAACAUUUGCUAACCGAACCGUUUAGGGUGAGCUACACGUGAUACACAGUCGUUGCCUCGCUCCAGCAAUUACCUCCACCCACCGGCCGCCCUUGGAUGCUACAGUGACAUCAAGCGGACGGCGUGUAUCAGGAUGGCACAGCUCUUGGACGGGGCCGGCAAACUGGGCUGGGUCCUCCUCACGGCUGCGCUCCGCUUCGUGUUCAUGAUCCUCAACAACUGCGUCGCCAUCCCGUCCUACUGCCUGUACCUGCUGCUCCUGCAGCCGCUGAGAAUAUGGGACAGCACCGUGUUCUGGCACGUCGAGGGGAUCAUGUUCAAGUGGCUGCUGAACAUGGUGUCUUCGUGGGGCUGGAUCGCAGGCUACACAGUAACGGAGUGGGGCGACGAUGUACGGCCAAUCUCUGAAGAGGAAGCCAUGGUCAUCGUCAACCACCAGUCCACGGGAGACGUGUGCACCCUCAUGAUGUGCCUGCAAGACAAGGGCACGGUGGUACAAAAAAUGAUGUGGUUGAUGGACCAUGUGUUUAAAUACACCAACUUUGGCCUAGUGUCCUUGAUCCACGGGGACUUCUUCAUCAGACAGGGUAAAGCUCACAGAGACAAGCAGCUGAUCUACCUGAAAGAUCACCUAGACAAAUACUACCACAGCCGCGACAGGAAGUGGAUAGUGCUGUUCCCAGAGGGGGGCUUCCUGCGCAAGCGGCGGGAAACCAGCCAGCUAUUUGCCAAGAAGCGCUCUCUCCCCCACCUGACCCACGUCACGUUGCCUCGUCUCGGGGCCACACACGUUAUCCUGAAAACCCUGUCCGCCCAGCUGGAGAACGGCAGCGUGGGCACGGAGACUGCGACCCCGAACCAGAUAGGUAACAAGCGCAGAGGCCUGCAGUGGGUAAUAGACGUGACCAUAGCGUACCCUAAAGCAAGACCCAUGGACAUCCAGACCUGGAUCUUUGGCUACAGGCCCCCUACAGUCACACAUGUACAUUACAGGAUGUACCCAAUCAAAGAGGUUCCUGUGGAGGAGCAGGCCCUGACUGACUGGCUCUACCAGAGGUUCGUGGAGAAAGAAGAGUUGCUGACCCACUUCUACGACACAGGAUCCUUCCCCACUCCGGAGGGACACACGGUGGCAGGUUCCCGGCAGAUGACCCUGGACCCCGUGUGGCUGUGCAUCAUUCAGUCGUUUGCGUUCGCCUCCGGCUACAUGUGGUACAGCGUCCUCCAGUACCUCUACUGCUGUUUAUUUUGAGUGCGCUGAUGAGGUGAGAGUCUCUAUCGGACCACUGGAAAAGCCUCAGGAUCGUUUGGUGUGUGGCCUCGCGUCACACUUUGCCCCCUUACGAUGGAUGAAUGUACAUUUGCAAAAGACGGAGCGACCGAACAGGAAAACGAUAAACAUAUGAAGACAAGUACACACACAGAUUACAGAAAAACCCUUACCGUACUGGUAACAGGCAUAGUUAACUUAACACAACCCUAACGCCACACUCGCUCCUGCGGCCCAGCAGAAUAAUCUCUCGCACUCGUCACGACUCACAUUUUGAUGUUUACACGUCCUCAUACACGUAGACGCUUGACGCGUACAUAACUUUUUAUUCAAAGUUAAAACGAAAUGAGGCUCAGGACUCCUCCAGAAGACGCUCUGGACCAGACUCUCUCUCUCUCUCUCUCUCACUCUCUCUCUCUCUCUAUUCCCCCUCCCAGGCUUUAGCCGUAGAAGUUUUACAGAGUAUAAAGUGUGUGUGUGGACGUGCGCGCGCGCGUGUGUGUGAGUGAAUAUAUGUGACAAGAAGCAUAAUGUCUGCCCUUAUUCUUCCUCCUGGCAAGAGUUGAUGAAGCCCACUGGACCUCUCUUUCAGCCCGCCGACUAAGCCGGCUGGCCACACCUUCCGGAGCGAGCGGCUGUAUGAACAUUGAGGCUGCACAGCCGGCCACUCCUCUGGCCUUCAUUGCACUAAGGAUCCAUACUGCCCUAAUUGCUCCCUGCCCCCAGGAAAUGCUCCUGAAUGGUAGCUGUCAAUGUUUUUUAAUUUUAUCUGUUGAUUUCUUCCCCCUAAACCCGCAUAUCACCACAACUACAGCCAACGUUACUUGUUGUGUUUUGUUUGUUUUUUGUCAUCGGGAUUUUUUUUGUCCCCGUGUCCGCCUGUUUGUCGAGGCAAUAUUCUGAGCUCACUGAGGAAAAAAAGGGGGAUUAUGUUUACACUGGCGGCCCUGCUGAAAGCCUAAAGGGACAGUGGCUAUGAUGCGGCGCUUGAUUAAGGAUCUUUUUUUUCCCCCCUGUUUCAUACGUGAAGGGAGGAAGAGGUGCCGUGAUGCUAACUCAAAAAAAGAAAAAGAAGAAAGGAAGAAAAAAAAAGUCCGGCGGCACGCAGGGCAAGAGUUGCAUUCUGAUCACCUGUGAACUAACUCCGUCUUAUGUGGAUUCUCUUUUUUCACCCUUUGCUCUUCAACAUGAACACACACACAUUUACACAGACAAACACACAUGCGCACACGGCCAUGUGCAGCUACACGGCGGAGAAGACGUCUGUCUUGAGGAUCAUCUCAGCGAGCCAGACUGAGACGGAAGGAGAAGACUCUUAUUCCCCCAUCGGACUAUAUAGUUUUACAAAUAUUUAAGCCAUAUGCUUAGUGUUUUUGGGGGUUGGGGAAAAAAUUGUUUUUUGUUUUUUUAUAGAAAGCAACCCAAAUGUUCAGCAUUCUAAAAGAGAGAUUUUGGCUUACAGAACUAUAGGUGUCAUUACUGUAAAUUUACAGCAUAACCUGCCUAACUGAGUGUGUGUGGUUGUCGUCCCCCCCAUUUUUGAUAGAUAUGACUCAUGUCGUGUUGCUCUGUGACGUCAGAGUGUGGCGGCAAACUUCACGUGGUCAAAUUUUAAUUUCAUUUUUAAAAUACAUGAACUUUUCGUCCUCAUGUCACGGUAUGUUUAAAUCUUGUACAUAACAAAGCUGAGGAAGGAGGCUUUCGUUGUUGGAAAGGAAAAAAACAACUGCUGCGUUUUUUGUCCGUGAUCAUUUCCGAGAAUUUUAGUUUCAAUUGUCAUGAAUGGGUUUUUUUUUUUUUAAAAAGAAGAAGAACAAAGCAAGGAUUUUCCCUUCACUUCUCAGUGUUAUUCUGUGUUUCAGUUUCCUUUGACCUCCUGAGCCGGGAAGUUGUUUUGUGCUUCAAGACAUUAGCGCCGCUCUACGUCCAAGUUCCGGCUGACACGUGGGCCCAGUUUCAAACUUAUACAGUUGUACAUUUUAAAUAAUCAGAAAUCGGUGGAAAACCAGACUUACCUGAUGUCCUGGUCGACCCCAAUCCCAAGUAAUGGCGUUUCCCCCCUUUCCCUCUUAACAAACAUUUGACAUAAAGACAGCUGAGCUCAAACUUGGGUCGAUGGGGAAGAGGUCCCUCUUCACUCACAAGGGAAACUGUCAGGGCCCUGCAAUGACGCAGCUGUUCUCUCUCGAAUGUAUUUGUGUUGUGGUGUUGAGCUCAACUAUAUGUUAUUUGCUUAGCCUGCUUAAAUUAGUCAAAUUGUAGAGGAGCAGCAGUAAACCAUUGUUAUGAACACGUGCUCAAAGGUGCAUUUUGGUAGUGACUGCCCUCUGUGUGCGCCCCUGUUGGCAGAAACUGUGUGAGGUGUAAAACAAGGGCUACCUGAUCGGGUAGUUGGAAAGGUUUUUAAAUUAGGCUGUAGGUGUGUUUCAUCCAGCGGCCCUUUCAGAUUCCCCUCCAUCGAGAGAGUGACGUCAAAUUAAGCUUCUUUCUUUUUUCUUUUUUUUUCACCUUUUCAAUUUUAUUUAAUUUUUCAAUUUUUUUUUAAUUUUAUGACCAUAUUUCCAAAGAAGGCAGGGAAAUAAUGUUUUCCUAGAUGUGGUUUUAGGAAAUAAACACAAUAGGGAUUUAAACAAAUUAUACUAGAACUGUCUGUAAUUUUUUCCAUUUUGUACUCCUUUAAUUCCUAGCUACACAGCCAUUUUACAACACAAAAAACUUGUGCUGGAAUAAAACAUCAUAAAGAUCCUAA